AUGUCGCGGCGGCUGUGGACCAAGGCAGAGGACGAGCGAUUGACGGCGCUGGUCGAGCAUUUUGGAGACCGCCGAGGGCGCGACGGCAAGUGGCAGGAGAUCUCCAAGCUGCUCCCGGGGCGGACGAAUAAGGACUGCCGGAAACGCUGGUUUCACUCGCUGGAUCCUGCGCUGCGCAAAGGCCGCUGGACCAAAGAAGAGGACGAGCUGCUGCUGGCGGCCCACCAACGCCUAGGGCCUGCCUGGAAAGACAUUGCCCUGCUUAUCAAAGGGAGGAAAGACGACCAGUGCGCCAAACGAUACAACGAGAUCCUCAACCCGUCGGCCAAGAACCGGCUGCGACACUGGUCGGCCGAGGAAGACGCGUAUCUGACGGCCAAAGUCGGCGAGCUGGGACAUAAAUGGGCGCUGAUCGCCGCCGGGCUGGAAGGACGCCCGCCGUUGACGUGUCGCAACCGCUGGCGACGCCUGUCGACCAAGAUG
Molecule: messenger RNA, 483 nt
Organism: Penicilliopsis zonata CBS 506.65
Lineage: Eukaryota; Fungi; Ascomycota; Eurotiomycetes; Eurotiales; Aspergillaceae
Exons: 3
Source: RefSeq, a predicted model, not a curated record